CUGUGCUGGGGUGCGGACGGUACCGGGGUGCGCGUGUGCUGUGUUGGGGUGCGGACGGUACCGGGGUGCGCUUGUGCUGUGUUGGGGUGCGGACUGUGUACCGGGGUGCGCGUGUGCUGUGCUGGGGUGCGGACGGUACCGGGGUGCCCGUGUGCUGUGUUGGGGUGCGGACUGUGUACCGGGGUGCGCGUGUGCUGUGUUGGGGUGCGGACGGUACCGGGGUGCGCGUGUGCUGUGUUGGGGUGCGGACUGUGUACCGGGGUGCGCGUGUGCUGUGCUGGGGUGCGGACGGUACCGGGGUGCGCGUGUGCUGUGCUGGGGUGCGGACUGCGUACCGGGGUGCCCGUGUGCUGUGCUGGGGUGCGGACGGUACCGGGGUGCGCGUGUGCUGUGCUGGGGUGCGGACGGUACCGGGGUGCGCGUGUGCUGUGUUGGGGUGCGGACGGUACCGGGGUGCGCGUGUGCUGUGUUGGGGUGCGGACGGUACCGGGGUGCCCGUGUGCUGUGUUGGGGUGCGGACUGUGUACCGGGGUGCGCGUGUGCUGUGUUGGGGUGCGGACGGUACCGGGGUGCGCGUGUGCUGUGUUGGGGUGCGGACUGUGUACCGGGGUGCGCGUGUGCUGUGCUGGGGUGCGGACGGUACCGGGGUGCGCGUGUGCUGUGCUGGGGUGCGGACUGCGUACCGGGGUGCCCGUGUGCUGUGCUGGGGUGCGGACGGUACCGGGGUGCGCGUGUGCUGUGCUGGGGUGCGGACGGUACCGGGGUGCGCGUGUGCUGUGUUGGGGUGCGGACGGUACCGGGGUGCGCGUGUGCUGUGUUGGGGUGCGGACGGUACCGGGGUGCGCGUGUGCUGUGCUGGGGCGCACAAGUGCCCUGUGGGUGCGCGGGGGUGAGACGCGCUUCCCGAGCAGGCGAGGAACCGGUGGGGGUGCCCGCACGGUGAGCCCCGGUGCCCGCGCCCCGGCCGGAGGUGGGAACCCGCCCGGACGCGCCCGCGUCAGCACACACCCCCACGACGUCCGAGGACCAGAAGGCCCCGUCCCCGCGGAGAGGAGCACCUCCCUCUACCGCCCAGGGCGCCCCGCCCCGGCCGCGCAGAACUCUCCCCGGCCCCCAGGGCCGCAGCCGAGCGGGCGCCCGGCCGGCUGGAGGAGGUACAGCCGCCGCUCCGCGACCUCCUCUUCCGAGGUUGGAGGGACCAGGUACAGCUGUGGGCCGACUGUCUACGAUCACGCACACCUGGGCCAUGCGUGCUCGUACGUCAGAUUUGAUAUCAUCCGCAGGAUCCUCACCAGGGUGUUUGGUUGCAACAUCGUCAUGGUGAUGGGAAUCACGGAUGUGGACGAUAAAAUAAUCCGCAGGGCCGCCGAGAUGAACGUGUCGCCCGCUUCUCUCGCCAGUCUGUAUGAAGAGGAUUUUAAACAAGACAUGGCAGCCUUGAAGGUCCUCCCCCCGACGGUGUACUUGAGGGUGACUGAAAAUAUUCCUCAGAUCAUUUCUUUCAUCGAAGGAAUCAUUGCUAAUGGGCACGCUUACCCCACAGCACAAGGCAAUGUCUACUUCGACCUGCAGUCGAGAGGAGACAGGUACGGCAAGCUGGUCGGUGUGGUCCCCGGUCCCGUCGGAGAGCCUGGUGCGACAGACAAGCGGCACGCCGGCGACUUUGCCCUGUGGAAGGCGGCCAGGCCGCAGGAGGUGUUCUGGGCGUCCCCCUGGGGAAAUGGAAGGCCUGGCUGGCACAUAGAGUGUUCCACCCUCUCCAGUCUGCUGUUUGGAAGCCAGCUGGACAUCCACUCGGGCGGCGUCGAUCUGGCUUUUCCGCAUCACGAGAACGAAAUCGCCCAGUGCGAGGCCUUCCAUCGGUGCCGGCAGUGGGGAAACUAUUUUCUGCAUUCUGGGCAUUUGCACGUGAAAGGCAAAGAAGAAAAAAUGUCCAAAUCGCUGAGAAAUUACAUCACUAUUAAGGACUUUCUGAAGACGUUUUCCCCUGAUGUCUUCCGCCUCUUCUGCAUGCGGAGCAGCUACAGGUCAGCCAUUGACUACAGCGAUGGCACCAUGCUCGAGGCCAAGCACCUCCUCCUGGGGGCGGCCGCGUUCGUGGGGGACGCCCGGGCUUACAUGAAGGGACAGCUGGUGUGCGGCCCCGUCAGGGACGAUGUGCUGUGGGAGAGGCUCCGCCACACCAAGGAGGCCGUGAAGGCUGCCCUGGCGGACGACUUUGACACGCCCGCGGCCGUGGACGCGGUCAUGGAGCUCGUGCACCACGGGAACAGACAGCUGAAGGCGCACGCUCAGGAACCCAGCGGUCCCCGGAGUCCCGCCGUGUUCGGCUCCAUCGUGUCCUACGUCGAGCAGUUCUUCGAGACCGUUGGGAUUUCUCUGGCGGAGAGACAGUCUGUUGCAGGGGACAGCAGCCGGGCCACUCUGCACAGCGUGGUGGACGAGCUGGUCCGCUUCCGGCUGCGGGUGCGGCAGUUCGCCCUGGCCACAGGAGCGGCCACCCGGGAGGCCCGACAGCAGCAACUGCUGGACAGGCAACCCCUGCUGGAGGCGUGUGACACUCUGCGCCGGGACCUUGUCGCCCACGGCAUCAGCAUUAAGGACCGGAGCAGCACGUCCACAUGGGAGCUGCUGGACCAGAGGACGGAAGACCGCAGACCGGGGAGCUGACGGCCCCCAACACUGUCCUGUGCUGACGCGGAGGCCUCCUGUCCUGCCUGUCCAGUCAGCAUUAAAGUCAGUCCAACCGAU
Mustela erminea (ermine) is the source of this 2751-nucleotide messenger RNA. RefSeq names its product cysteinyl-tRNA synthetase 2, mitochondrial (gene CARS2). Gene Ontology annotation, molecular function: ATP binding; cysteine-tRNA ligase activity. The transcript is spliced from 15 exons. NCBI's taxonomy places the organism in Eukaryota, Metazoa, Chordata, Mammalia, Carnivora, Mustelidae. The record is from RefSeq and is a predicted model, not a curated record. Gene Ontology annotation, biological process: cysteinyl-tRNA aminoacylation. Bases 1318 to 2670 code for a protein of 450 amino acids. Gene Ontology annotation, cellular component: cytoplasm.